CAGCUCCUGAACAGUCAGCUCGCUCUCCUCGGGCAAUACGGUCUUCGCGGUCGCAGCCAUAUUUCCUUACAACAGCGCUCCGGCGAGGCGUUUUGACAUUCGCGACGUCAGUCACCGAUCGUCUCGAGACGUCUCGAGUAAUGAAACUUCUCUGGCUUUUUUUAAUAUAAAGCUGCGAAAUGCAUUACGCACGAGUCAAGGACCAAGACAACCUAACCAACGAGUGCAGUCUCGAUAACUGUCGCGAGCGUGACGUUCGAUUCUUAUCGAUAACUAUCGCGAUCGCGAAGUUCGAGUCUUAUCGAUACUCGACUUACUUCAAUUCGAAAAGAUGGAGAAACUGCAUCGCGCGAGCGAACGUCUUGGCAGCAAAGUGUCGCCGGAAAAUCUACAAUUACAAGAUCUCCCAGAGUAUCCACCAGGACAUCGCAGAGCAUCGAUUCCCACUCAUCUCUGCCUGCGAGAUUGUGCUCACGGGCCAGGUAACGUGCCACGGCGUUGCUCUGUGCUAUCGGCUUGCCGUCUAUUUCCAGAACUGGCAGCAUCCCGUAAGGCAUCGCUGAGAACAGGAGAAGGCAAUCGACUGACGAUCGUGCUUAAGUUCACGUCUGCCAAUGAAGGGGAGAGAAACGGAACAAAUUUGUCUUCGCUCACAAGGUACAUCUAGACGUCGGUGGGAGGGCUUAGUAUCCGAAAGAAGUUUAUCCUGAAGAGGAAGCCAAGUACGGUUUUUCAAGAAUUAUAAAGCCGUUCAUCAUCGAUACUCUCUCGCACUUCCAAUGUCGAUCCGCGGGAUAUUAAUUCGCAAAAGGAUAAGAUUCUAUUCGCAGAAAAUCGUGCAUUAAAUAAUAAAUCAGACAUCCAAUUUCCGAAGACGAACGCUUCGUCACGUUUUAAUUAAUUUAAACUUCGGGAGUGCCGUGUAAAGUAUCGCGCGGCUAUUUUUAUCGCGGACGGUUUGUCUCGUCUUAAUUAGUUCGGGAGUGCCGUGAAAAGUAUCGCGAGUCGCUUAAUUAGUUCGGGAGUGCCGUGAAAAGUGUCGUUUGUUUUCAACAUGCCGCGGACGAUUCGCGCACGAAAUCGUCAAUAAUAUUAACGUAUUUUCGCGAGUGAAUAUAUAGUGCAACGAAUAAGUGCCAACAAGAUCUACUUGAGAGGAAGGGAGGCCUAGAUGGAGGGCAUCGGCGGAGCAACUUUGGGAUCAACGUAGAGUCUACGUAGUUUAACUCCGCUGCUACGCAUCGACCGACGACGGUCAUGGCCGGGUCCACAAAAGUUGAGGAGGGCAAUGGUCCCCCGAAGAUCGAGACCUUCGACGACAUCCUACCAUAUGUUGGCGAAGCGAGCAAAUACCAGUUGUUCCUGUUUAUUUUACUCUUACCCUUCACGAUCGUUUACGCCUUUUUAUACUUCGCACAGUUCUUUAUCACCCUCGUGCCCGCCGAAUAUUGGUGCACUAUACCGGAGCUGGACCACUGGAAUUUAACCGAUCAUGAAAAGAUUGCGCUAUCGAUACCACUGGCUACCGAAGAAGAACUGCAGUUGGAAGGCGCCACUUUGUUUUCGAGAUGUUACAUGUAUGAUGUAAAUUACACCGAGCUGCUCUCGAAAGGUGUCAGGCAGGCCGAUCCUUCGUGGCCGGCGAUCCAUUGUAAACAAGGGUGGACCUUCAAUCACACAAUGAUUCCGUAUGCCUCGAUCGCUGUCGAGCUCGAGUGGGUUUGCGACAAGACUUUUCUCGGUUCCGCGGCUCAAUCGGCCUUUUUCGUCGGCAGCAUCCUUGGCGGUCUAGUAUUCGGCUACAUAGCCGAUCAUUACGGCAGAAUCCCGGCGUUAGUGUCCUGUAACGCGGUAGGUUUCUUCGCCUCCAUCGCGACUGCCUUCUGCAAUAGCUUCUGGUCCUUCUGCGUAGCGAGAAUGAUCGUCGGUUCGUCGUUCGACAACUGCUUCAACGUUCUUUUCAUUAUCGUGAUCGAGUACGUUGGUCCAAAGUAUAGAACUUUGGUGGCGAACAUGUCCUUCGGGAUUUAUUUCGCAUUCGCCGCUAGCAUCCUGCCGUGGAUCGCGUAUUGGAUCGCAGAUUGGAGAAUUUUAAGUGUCGCCACCGCAUUUCCGAUGAUCGUCGCUUUCUGCAGUCCAUGGCUGGUUCCAGAAAGUGCACGAUGGUAUAUUAUGAGCGGGAAGAUCGACAAGGCGAUUGAAAUGCUGAAGAAAUUUGCAAAGGUCAACGGCAGGGAGGUGAAGCAGGAGGUGUUCGAGGAAUUCGAAAGAAGCUGCAAGAAUUUAAUUGAAAAGGAUCAGUCGCACAAUCAAUAUACCGUAGUGCACCUCUUCAAAUUACCUCGACUAGCUCGUAUCACCGUCAUACUCGUUACUUAUUGGUUGUUAAUCAUUUUGGUAUUCGACGGACACGUUUGGAACAUGAAGCUGCUGGAUCCCAACGUGUUCAUGUCAUUCUCCAUAGCCGCGUUGACCGAGCUUCCGGCGGCGAUCUUGCUGGCAUUGUUCCUUGAUAGAUGGGGUAGACGAUGGAUGGGUUUCGCAUCAAUGUUUGUGUGCGGCUUGUUCUCUUUCUUCGCCAUCGCAACUCCUGCUGGUCCACUAACCGUCGCCAUGGCGAUCGCGGCGCGCCUCGGUGUCAAUAUCGCCGCGAAUAUCGGUUUCCAAUACGCGGCUGAAAUGUUGCCGACCGUAGUGCGGGCGCAAGGUGUGUCUCUGAUUCACAUUAUUGGCUACUUCGCUCACAUCAUUGGACCUUACGUGAUUUAUUUGGCCGACGUCCAUCCAUCUUUGCCACUGGUAGUUCUCGGUCUAUUGUCAAUAAUGGAUGCGUUCUUGACCUUGGCAUUACCGGAAACCUUAAAUCAGGAAUUACCCGAAACUUUGGAAGAGGGUAACGAUUUUGGGAUAGAUCAGAGCUUUUGGUGGAUUCCUUGCAUAUCUUCAACUCCACAGUUCAAAAAAUCGCUGAGAAAGAAGAAAAAUAAAGGUAUGACAAACGCGGGCUUCCACGAUAGUAUUCAGACGAUUGACUCCACGAGAUUAUAGCGGCCGAGUCUUCAUAAAUAUCGAAUUUGCCAAAUCGUUGUAAAUAUCGCGGGUAAGUCGCCCGCAUGUGAUGAUCUUAGGUAUUAAGCUAGAAAACACGCCAAGUACGAUGUGUGUAUGUGUGUGAGAUGCGCGAUGUUCUAACAAAACAUAUGUAAAGUAGCGCGAUGCAAAGAACGCAUUUUUAGAGAUGCAAAUAGGGAUGCAAAUGCAUAUCGAAUUAAUGGUAUUUUGAAGCCAACAAACGCGAUCGUCUCGAAGAGCGCUGUAUUAUCUUUCAAAUCGUUUCUUCGCGAUUACGUGUUGUUAUGUCACGUUGUUACAACGUGGAUUUUCGACUUGCCGCUCUUUUCCUGCAGAAAAGAUGCAGCGUGUUACAUGUACAAAGUUAGUUAAUUCAUAGUUUUAACAAAGAUUAUUCGUAGUAACAAAUCGCCCUCUUUUCCUUCGCGUCGUUUGCAAGAUAUCAUUCAAGUGAGAAUCGAAGAGAUAUUAAUUAUGAAUUCGAUUUUCUUACGCUGCACGAAGUAGGAUUUUAUACUAGUUUUAUCGCAUUUUAUUCACUCGCAAAUAAAGGUCACUUGCGAUAUUCACAUACAUCGCGAACUCAACGAAAUUAGAUCGAUUUCAAUAUCUAUUACGUUUGGCUUUUUGCUCAUUGUUCCUUUAUCUUGAAAGACGACAUCUUCGAAAUCUCGAAGUACGUAAAAGGUUCUUCCUGUGUGUCGAAUAAGAUAAGAGAUUGUCUUGUUAUAUUCAAUUUGUAUUCUUGGAAUACAAAAUACAACAAACAAAUCGUGUGAAUGGAUAAAAGGAAUCGCUUUUUUGAUACAUCAUUAAGAAUUGUCGAUGGCUACGAAUUGAUUAAUGUAUACGUAAUAACGUAAGUAAAUAAUUUUCAGUAAUUUAAUAUAGAAAUAGGAUUAUAGCGUAAUCUUUUUUCACGCCUCGCGACGAAAGCAUUUCUUCUUUUACUGCCAAAUGUGAAAAUUAUCGAAAAUUAUGUGGGACCACACAUUUCAUAUAAGUCAGUUUCAUUUCGCUCAAUGACAUCUGCAUAAGAAAGUAAUCGAAUAAUGAUGCAAAAUAAAAAGACAUUUUAUUUUA
This is a messenger RNA of Nylanderia fulva, 4155 nucleotides long. Its product is annotated as carcinine transporter. Gene Ontology annotation, biological process: transmembrane transport. The record is from RefSeq and is a predicted model, not a curated record. NCBI's taxonomy places the organism in Eukaryota, Metazoa, Arthropoda, Insecta, Hymenoptera, Formicidae. Gene Ontology annotation, molecular function: transmembrane transporter activity. Gene Ontology annotation, cellular component: membrane.